AUCCCCCUCCUUGCCCCUUUCAAACCCGACCUUCUUUCGCUUUUUCUACCUGUAACAAUUUCCUUUCCAUCCAAACACGCUCUCAGAAUCCAAAAACAGAAAAUGGCUCCAAAAGAGAGAUCUAACAGCACUGGCAAUAACCUUAACCAGAACUCCAAUACCGCCGAGAUCCGCUACAGAGGCGUUAGGAAACGACCUUGGGGCCGAUACGCCGCCGAGAUCCGAGACCCUGGCAAGAAAACUAGGGUCUGGCUUGGUACUUUUGAUACUGCUGAAGAGGCGGCGCGUGCUUACGACGCUGCUGCUCGUGAAUUUCGUGGCUCUAAGGCUAAGACGAAUUUUCCUACAGUUACGGAGCUGAACAACGCGGCUGCAGCCGCCGUUGCCGCGGGAGCAGUCACCGUCGCACGAAGUCCUAGCCAAAGUAGCACCGUUGAGUCUUCAUCACCUACACCUCCACGCGCUGCUUCUCCUCCACCGCCUCUUGACCUUACUCUCAACAUUCCUAGUCAUCAACAUCAUCAUCUCCGCCACGGCCAUUUCCCUACCGGUGUUAUUUUUCCUGGUGGCGCGUGGAUUUCACUGGCGGCGGAGGCUCAUCCAGUUUUCUUCUUCGAUGCGUUCUCUGCUCAAGGAGAGAAUAAUAACAACAACAAAAAUAAUAUUAUCAACAAUAAUAAAAUUCACUCUAAAAAUAUUAACUUGUGCAGAUUGGAUCGGACGGUGAUGGUGAGCAGUGGGGUCCACAGUGAUUCCGAUUCAUCAUCUGUUGUGGUUGAUUAUGACCACGAUCGUAGUCCUUGUAACAAGGGAUUAUCACUUGAUCUUGAUCUUAACUUUCCUCCGGCUGAAGUAGCCUGAUUUUGAAGAGAUCUGAUUUCUAUUUUUGGGAAGUCGUUUUUGGGUAUAAUGCUUGUCUUUUUUUUGUUUUUUUUUUUUUUUUUGUCUCAAAUCUCAAUUCGAAGACGAGCCAAGAAAAAUUUAGAGGAUAAGCAAGGAAGCUAACGUAUUUUUUCUUUUUAAUGUAUAUAUAAAGAGAGCCAAGAUAACCUCUUUCCUUUUUGCAAAUGAGAAAUUACCAUGAAUUUCUCAAAUGUUGUUUCUACUGUUAUUACUUCUCAAGUGAUUAUAUAUAUAAUCAGAGAAUUUUACUGAUUUUCCAUA
Jatropha curcas is the source of this 1164-nucleotide messenger RNA. The record is from RefSeq and is a predicted model, not a curated record. Lineage: Eukaryota; Viridiplantae; Streptophyta; Magnoliopsida; Malpighiales; Euphorbiaceae.